This is a messenger RNA of Aplysia californica (California sea hare), 884 nucleotides long. RefSeq lists its product as uncharacterized. NCBI's taxonomy places the organism in Eukaryota, Metazoa, Mollusca, Gastropoda, Aplysiida, Aplysiidae. The record is from RefSeq and is a predicted model, not a curated record. The coding region runs from base 16 to 795 and encodes 259 amino acids. The transcript is spliced from 5 exons.
GUUUUUUUCGCCUUCAUGGUAGAUCUGGAGGCCCGUGAAGCUUCCCAGCUGUCCAGACUGGCUCAACUGAGUGCAUCCGCCAACAAGAACCGUGACUUCCAGAACCUGUUCCAGAACACUCUCUCUGUCCAGAUCGCUGACCGUCAGAAGAUCCAGGGACAACGUCUGAGUGAACUGCAAGAGAAGGUCGCUGCGCUGAACGCUCUGAAGGAACAAGUUGCGACUCUGAAGGGUGACGCUGCAGCCCUGGAGGCCGCUCUCCAAAACUCGAUCUACCCCGCCCGCAAACAGAUCAUGUAUGACAUCAGUGACCUGCAGAACGCCGACAUUGAGCGCAUGAACAAGAUCGAAGAGGCUCAGACCAGGGCCAACGCCAUUAACGAGAGAAUCGACAACCUGUUCGAGAAGGCUUGGGGCAACACUCGCGACCUGAACAGCAUCAAGCUUGCAACCCGCAAAGCCAUCAUUUCCCUCAACAGCCAACAAUCCACUGAGACUUCCCUGGUCCUCGAUCCUAACGGUGACAACCCCAGCCAGAACGUGAACUUCCCCUUUAACGGCACCCCGCAGUUCUCCCAGGUUGUUCUCACUGGAUUUGACCUGAUCAGGACUUUCUCUGGCUACAACUCCGGCGGUUACCCCACAUUGUACGUGGGCGUAGACAAUCUCUUGAUGACCAACAUGGCCCAGAUUGACGCAGUCGACCUGAGCAGUGGUGGGUGGUCAGUCAACAACGUUACCGUCGGUGCCGAUUUCGUCUUUUUCGAUACACAGCAAUUUAGCCUUAAAAACUAAAAAAGAACUUAAAAAAUCAACCCCUUAAAGAGAUCUUUUUAAAAUGUUUGAAGCGAAAAGUGACAUUGAAUAAAGCUGCAAAACUAUGA